This is a messenger RNA of Spinacia oleracea (spinach), 3962 nucleotides long. RefSeq lists its product as uncharacterized. The coding region runs from base 1008 to 3962 and encodes 984 amino acids. The transcript is spliced from 6 exons. Gene Ontology annotation, molecular function: zinc ion binding; DNA binding; transposase activity. Gene Ontology annotation, biological process: DNA transposition. The record is from RefSeq and is a predicted model, not a curated record. Lineage: Eukaryota; Viridiplantae; Streptophyta; Magnoliopsida; Caryophyllales; Amaranthaceae.
GCUGCUUCCAUCUCCUUGAGGGUGAAAACAGAUGAUCCUUGGUGUCUUUUUGCAGGUGGGUUCUGUUCCUGAAGUUGCCAAUAUUCUACAGGGUUAACGGCUGUUAUAGCCCUCUAUAUAGACACCGACUCACCGAUACGUGAAGGUCCCUGAUCAGACCCUUAUAAAAUUGUAAGUAGUAUUGUAACCCCGUAAUAUAUUACAUGUUGUGGGGUGAUGACCCCGACAAGGGUGUAACAAGGGACACACUAUCAGGCCGACCGUUAUUUAAAAUUAGACUUUGAGUUAUUUUUUUUGGUUACAAUAAUAAUUUAAGAUGAGCAAAUAUGUAGUUUUGUUUCUUUCAUUCUUUUGUAAAUCAUGUUAACUAAUUGUUCAUACAAAAUACCAAUGCUGUCUUGGCUUAUUGAUUAAUUUUAAAGGUCUAUCAGUUCAUAGAUUAGACUUUCCCUCCUCAUUUAUAAUUUGUAUUUUCAUCAUUGUGGUUUAUUUGCACCAUAAAAAAAAAAUCGAAUUUUUCACCAAAUGCCCCUGAGGUUUACUUUAAUGCACCAAAUACCCCUAAACUUUCCAAAAUGCACCAAACACCCCUGACGUAUGCAAUAAUAUCAUUAAAUGCCCUUUUGUCUGACGGACGUUAAUCCUCCGUUACCAUGUUUUUACCUUGUUGCCCUUACUUGUCCUUUCUGGCGCCAUAUCAAAAAAGAAAAAAAAAAAAAAAUAAAAAAAAAUUCAAAACCUAACUUCCCAACUUCUUCCUCGACAUUUCUCUCUGUUCUCUUACACCAUUAGAGAGCACUUGAGUACCAAACCAAAGAGAGAGAAAGAUCGAAAUUCGCUGGGAUUUGUGUAAAACAACUCGCAAUAGUUAGUCGAAGUAAAUCCCCACGAAAAGAUCGACAAUUUGGUCCAAAAAUCUGCAGUUUUCGCGAGUCCUACAAAAGUGGGUGCAAGGAGAGCAAAGGACUGGAAUUUGUGGCUUCAACUUCAUCAAAAUUGUGUCAAGGAUGGUCGCAAUUUGGUUGUUAUGUCAUUAUAAUGAUCGGAAUUUUGAUGUGAGGGUACAAGAUACUGAUGAAACGAACUACAUGGAUUUGGUUGAUGACUUGUUUGAUGAUUCUAUUAAGCAAGAUGUUCUGAUUCCCGAUUUAUUUAGAUUGUUUUAUGUUAAUCCUAGUACGAAUAAAAGAGUAGAAUUGUUGAAUGAUGUUGGUUUGAUGGGCAUGUGGGGUUUAUUUAAGCGCACAGAUACUGUGGAAAUAUGGAUAGAGAAGGCAAAUGAGAAGGAAACUUCAAUCCAAUUUAGGACUGCAGUUAAGAAAAGGAAGGAUAGGAAGGAAAGGAAGGCUGCAGAACUUAGAAGGAAAGCUGAGGAGUUUGAGAGGGAGAGGGAAGAGGAAAGGAGAAGGUUAGAAAGGGAGGCUGAGAUUCAAAGGGAUUUGGAGGAGCAAUUGGCAAACACAGUGGCAAUUGAGGUGCCUGUGUAUGAUGUUGAGGAUUUAAGCGUAGAGUACGUACGUGUUUACAGCUCACAACAUGCUGACUGCCUUUCCCCGGGAGGUUCCCAACCACCAAAUACACAAAAAGAGCCUUCACCACCACCAAGAGAGCCCUCACCACCACCAAAUGUUCCAUCACCACCAAGAGAGCCCUCACCACCACCAAAUGUUCCAUCACCACCAACCUCACCACAGACACAACCACAGCAACAACAACAACAGACAGAACAUCAGCAACAACAACAAACAGAACAUCAACAACAACAACAAACAGAACAACAGCAACACCAACCCACAGAAAAGCAGCAACAACAUCAAACAGAACACCAGCCAGAUCAGACACCCCCUCCUAACAGGGCUGAGUUAAACAAAGGGAGGGGUUUCAGAAUUUCCAGAAGUCAUGCUAAGAAGACGGGUGAGUUUGUUCCUAAGAAGAGGGGGGGAAGGCCUGCUGGUUCAAGGGUGAGGAAACCCACUGCAUACAAUGUGGAGGAAGAGGAGCAAUGGGAUGAUGAGAGUGAUGAUGAAAAUUUUGAGGAGAGUGAGAGUGAUAGUGAACCUGGUUUCAACUCCGACGAUUUCAUUGACGAAGAAAUUGAAGAAGAUGAAGAACAAGAUGUUCUUAAGGAGGUAAUUUCUGAGAGAAGUUUUGAGGAUCAUUUAGAUGGGAGUAAUAAGCUGGAUAAUUUGUAUGCAAAUGGGAAAGUUGUGGGAAGCAUGCCAUGGGGGACUAUCAAGUUGCAACCAUGGAUGAUAUUCCAAAGCAAGACACACUUCAUGGAUGUCUUCAGAGACUUCUGUAUUCAAGAGGGAUUUGCUGUGAGUGUUGAAAAGGCUGAUACAACCAGAUUCACUGCAAUGUGUCUGGUUGAGUCAUGCAAUUGGAGGAUCCAUGCCUGUGUGUUGUUGGAUGGGGUCAGUUGGGCCAUUAAAACUCUUGUCAGUGAGCACAAGUCUUGUGGGAGACUUGAGGAGAAUCCCAUGGUGACAUCUCAGUGGCUAUGUACCAAACUACUUCCUGACAUUGAAGCAAAUCCAGAAAUCCCAAUUAAGACACUUCAAAGAAAGGCAUUGGGGAUUUAUAGGGUACAAGUGAAACAGAGGUUGAUGUACAAGGUGAGAAGCCUCGGGAGGCAGCAAAUUUAUGGAGGUUUUGAUGAGUCAUAUGCCCUUUUACCAUCCUAUGCUGAAAUGAUCAAAUCUACCAAUCCUGGGAGUUAUGCCUUGGUCACUUGGACUGCAGAUUCUGGUAACGUGACACCCCGUUUCAAGGCUUGCUUUUUCUCCUUUGCUGCACAAGUUAGGGGUUUCUUAAGAGGUUGUAGGCCUAUCAUAGGCAUUGAUGGUGCACAUUUGAGUGGAUACUAUAAGGGAAUUCUCCUCACUGCAGUUGCUAUCGAUGGGAAUAAUGAGAUUUUUCCAUUAGCCUAUAGCAUUGUGAGUACGGAGAGUAUGGACACAUGGUCCUAUUUUUUCAGAAGUUUGAAGGCUUUGUUUGUUCAACAUGGGUGCCAGAGGGAUGACUGGACUUUUAUUAGUGACAAAAUGAGGGGAGUAGAAUCUGCUUUGUAUGAUGUUUUCCCCAAAGCAGUCAGGAGGGUCUGUGCUCAGCAUCUGUAUACCAACUGCAGACAAGCUGGAUACAGUGGCACAACCUUCCAUGACUUGUUCUGGGUUGCUGCUGAUGCAUACAAUCCAUAUGUCUUCAACAAAGCCAUGGAAAAGAUUGGCAAACUCAUCCCAGAAGCAGUGGGAUAUCUUGACAAAGUGCCUGAACAGUGGUCCAGACACAAGUUUGAUGUUGGGAUCGGGGCCAGAUUUGAUAAAGCUGUUGACAUUGGACCCGAUCAAUUGACGCCAUAUGCUACUAAGGAGCUUGAAGAGAGGAGUGCUGACUCGAGGUUCUGUUAUGCAACUAAUGCUGGGGGGGGUGAAUUUGAGGUUUUAGAUGGUCAUGUGAAGUUCCCUAUGCUUGCUGCUAGAGUUUGUGGUUGUGGGAAAUGGCAAGGGUGUGGUAUACCUUGCAAGCAUGCUAUUAGGGUAAUAUACCAUCAAAGACUCAAUCCUACAGAUUUUGUUUCUCCUUACUUCAAAGGGGCAGCCUAUAAGCUCACAUACUCAGAGCAUAUUCACCCCAUGCCUGACUCAACACAGUGGCCUACAUUUGAGCUACCUAGGAUUCUUCCCCCACUAAUGAGAAGGGCAGCUGGCAGACCAGCCAAGCAGAGAAGAAGAGGUGCUCAUGAGAAGAAGAGGGGGAAAAGAAACACCACUGUCAAGUGUGGGAAAUGCAAGCAAAUUGGGCAUAACUCAAGAACCUGUAAAGGAGGUUCCACUGCAAAACAGAGGAAAGAAUCUGCUGCAGCUGCUGCUGGUUCUGCUGGUGCAUCAACAUCUGGUGCUAGGAAGAGGAAGGCUCCAACAUCUAAUGCAUCGAGCAGCAAGAAGUCCAAAGCUGCAUAA